Messenger RNA from Paecilomyces variotii, 663 nucleotides. RefSeq lists its product as hypothetical. The record is from RefSeq and is a predicted model, not a curated record. Lineage: Eukaryota; Fungi; Ascomycota; Eurotiomycetes; Eurotiales; Thermoascaceae. The transcript has a single exon. Bases 249 to 611 code for a protein of 120 amino acids.
UUCAACUAGACGUGUACGAGCGAUCAAUCAAUCAACCAAUGUGUGAUGCUGAACGGCGAGAUGGGCGACGGUUGGGAGAGACACCCCGCGGGGGUUGAUGUACGAGAUGGCUGUGGUUCCGUCCAGAACGCGGACGAGCGGCGAUUGGGGAGACAGCACGAUCGUGGAGAGAAACGUCAAUGAGAUGAUAUCUAAUAUGACCAAUUGCCCUCCGAUUCUAUCCCAUCCCCGUCAUCCGGCCAGUGAUUAUGACCCCGGAACCGCCCAUCGACGCUUGCGGAGAACAACCCUCCCAGCCGGCAUGGGGUCUAUGUUUUAUUAAGCAACCCAUCUUUCUCCUCUCCCGUCUUUUCUUUUCUUCUUUGAUUUCUUAUUGUUUCGGUACGGGAUAUGCCGUGGUCUGGUUUACAACUCUCCCGAUCUUACUCGUUUCAGCGCUCCCCCCGGUCUGUCGUCUUCUUCAGCUUGGAGGCAGGGGAUCUUUCAUUUGUGGUGUUGAAUCCGUACAUAAAUGUUGUUAUUGCUAUCCCCUCUGGAAAAGCAUGCGGAAGACUUGCUUGUUGCCCCUUGCUGUCCUUUUUUUGUAUGGCUUAUCGCUUUUUAGUUUCUAGGCAGGCGCAGAAAAGCAAUCGGUUAUACCAUAUUUCAUCUACCUAUCUAAAU